Messenger RNA from Naegleria lovaniensis, 1170 nucleotides. RefSeq lists its product as uncharacterized. The record is from RefSeq and is a predicted model, not a curated record. NCBI's taxonomy places the organism in Eukaryota, Heterolobosea, Eutetramitea, Acrasida, Naegleriidae. The transcript has a single exon. The coding region runs from base 1 to 1170 and encodes 389 amino acids.
AUGUCUCUUCGUGUCACAACCCAUAUGAUCAAGCUCUCAUUGCUGAUCAUUUAUUCUUGCUUGUUGUUAAACAAUUGUCAAGCUCACCAACAAACCAUCCCCAUACCUGUCGUAAUUCCUGCAACCUUUGGAGAAAGUUACACCAUUCAUUAUUCCAAUCAAUCGACCACCAUUUUCAAAUAUGCUUCUUUCAAAGACACAUCCAUGAAUGUUUAUUUCACCCUAGGCCACGAACAAGAUUCCACAACUUUCAAAAUUACUCAAUCCACCGUUUCUGAUGAAAGUACGUUCGGUUUUUACACCUUCUACUUGUUACAAGCUCCAAAUAAUUCUUCAAGUAACAAGUUGACCAUGGAAUUUUACAUGCCUCAAGGAAUCUUGAAUGUCGAUACCAUGAAGUUGCAAUCUUUUCUUUCAAAGGAUGUCAGAUCUGCGAACAUUUAUCAUUUGCCAACACUUUAUGAAUUUAGUGACUUUUCUUUGAAAAGCAUUGAAGAGUCUUCAGGACAAUUGUUCUCAUUAGGAAUUUUUUAUAAUGAACUCAUUGGUCCACGAACAGUAGAAUUUGAUACGGAGAUUGUUGUUUCAUAUCCUUCUGGUUUUGUUUUUGAAUUGGAAAAAGAUUCUACUGAUAGAAAUUUAACAUUGACAUUUCCAAAUCAAGUACCAACACUCACAUGGGAUUCUCCAAGAUUCCAACUCAGCAAAUAUAAGAAUUUUGAAGGAAAUACUCUUGUCGUAGAUGGUGGUUCAUAUAUUGUGUUAGAUGGUUUUUACUUGACCAAGAAUAGUAAUUUUUCAUCUUUGAAUACUGAUUCGAGUUCAUUGGUGUAUGAUUUAAUGGAUGGACAAAUGAAGGAUGUACAUGGAAAAGAUGUUCAGGUUAAUUUGAACUCGAUUACUUGUGUUGUAUCUGCUUCCUCUUCAUCGUUUAGAAAAGUAACCACAGCAACAGUGCAAAACAACCAAUUGACUUGUGACAGUUCGACAUUGCCCAACAAUGUCAUUAUUGCCAUUGUUGCUUAUUCAGGACCAAAUGUUGAGUGGUGGAUGAUUGCAGUUCCUGUUGUCGGUGGUGCAAUUCUACUUGUAGUGAUUGUUGCUUUGAUUGGAUGGAUUGCUUUUUGUUGUGUGAAAAGAAGAAAGAAAUAUUCUUACACCAAUUUGUAG